CCACCUCCUCUCCCGCGGUAUACAGUGCGCAUGCCCAGGAUCUCAUGAGCGAUAUUGUUGUGCUGGAUAGCAACCGUUUCACAGUAUUUCAGUAAACUAGUACUUUAUUGUGUCGUUUAAGAAUAUCAGUUAACAUGGCAGAUCCAAGAAUACGACAGAUUAAAAUCAAGACUGGCGUUGUUAAGCGUCUGGUGAAGGAGAAGGUCAUGUACGUCAAGGAGACCAGGCAGCAGGAGGAGAAGAUUGAACGACUGAAAGCAGAGGCCUGCGACGAAGAGGCCGACUCAGAGGCCAAGUAUGUCAUCAAGAAACAGCUGGAGGUGCUACAGGAGUCCAAGAUGAUGAUUCCAGACUGUCACAGGCGUCUGACCAUAGCACACGCAGACCUGUCCCAGAUACUAGAAACGGAAGAGGACUUGGCUGAAGCAGCGGAGUACAAAGAGGCCAGGACCGUAUUGGAUUCAGUGAAGCUUGAAGGAUGAUGCUCUCACUCUCUAAUGCGUCACUUAGAUGUCCAUUCCGUUCGUCUGGGCUUGUUUGGAAUCAUAGACAAACAGAAUCGUUCAGCACUUUUUUUCUCGCUCUUUUUUUGAAACUUAAAAAACUUUUUUUUUUUACUUAUUUCUACAGUUUGAGAACAACGUGUUGUCUGAUCUUGACAUCCUUCUCUGGAGUGCACACUCUCACACAAGCAUCAAAUGAACACUUCUUUCUGUUCUUACCACGGUGGAUUUGCUUGGCUUCUACCAUACAGCUGCAAAUGAAGCCUAAUUGUGUUGUUUAUCUCGUAUUCAAGCUAUUGUACUUUAGCGUCUUGCAUCAAGUGAUUUAGAAGUGUUCCUCAAUUUGUUGAUUUGAGCAUAGAUUUUUCUUUAUGAUAACUGAUAAAAUAUUUAGUAUGUAUGUAUUCUCUCAUAACAAGCAAGGUGUCACCAGUGAACAUAAUUAUAGAACCAAAGAACCUAACAAGAAGAGUGCUAGCUAAACCGUUAUUAUAUAACAACCAUCCUAUUGUCUGUGUGGGGUUGGAUGGAGAGAGAUAUGUAGCACUGUUUUUGACAUGGUUAGUUCUAUCUGGGAGCCUUGGGCUGUCCCUACCAUAAACCCUAGCCCCUUAUUUUAUACCGUGUGUUAUCUUAACCAUAAACCAUGUUCAAUUUCAUCUUCAAUGGUGUAAGGAUGGCCCAAGGAUCCCAGACAGCACGGACCGUUUUGGCAUGAUGCCUGUUUCAAGACACCAACCUCCGCUGGUCAAUAACAUCCAUGCGGCCUAGUGACAUCAUCAGCACUGUCAUCACCAACUGGACAUAGCCUGUCACAUCCACUGUAUAAGCAUGGGGUACACUUGGACACACUAUUUUCAGCCACUAAGAUACAGCUACGACCAGAAGGUGAUUUUCGUAGCGGGUUUGGAGAGCAUUUUCGCUAUUUCUUUUCCUAAUCUUCAUCAAAUUAUCUUAAGCUGCUAUGUUAAUUAUCUUAACCUUCUGUGUAAGAUCUAACACGCAACGAAAAAAAUCACUUCUGGUCGUAGCUGUCUCGAAGCGGCGUGAAAAUAGUGUUGUUGUUUUUUUUCAUAUAGGCGUAGACUGUUUGCCGAAUGACCAGUAAAGCGUAGUUGUUGGGCAUCAAAUCACUUAUUAUUUUGGUCCACAAGUGUAGACUUUUAAAAACUAUAUUAUUAAAUAUUUUAUUUGGGUUAACAUAUAUAGUUUUUAUGUUCCACUAUGGAAUUGUCCAAAUUGUUUAUUUUUACUGGACCAUAAAAUGUAGGCCUAUCCAUAGACCAACCAGAUAGAGGAAAUACCUAUGGAUUAUAUAAAUACUAUUAUCCCAAAGGUAAACUAAACUAUGCUUGAAGAUGUUGUUCAAUGUAGGCUAUAUGUUUUUAUAGCCGACAAAACAUGUAUUAGGUUGUGCUCAUGUUAAGCCUGUUAAUAACAUUGAAUAUGAAUAAUAGAAUUGAUUAAAUGUUCAAACAAA
This is a messenger RNA of Oncorhynchus mykiss (rainbow trout), 1983 nucleotides long. RefSeq names its product tubulin-specific chaperone A. Gene Ontology annotation, biological process: post-chaperonin tubulin folding pathway; tubulin complex assembly. Gene Ontology annotation, molecular function: beta-tubulin binding. Gene Ontology annotation, cellular component: cytosol; microtubule cytoskeleton. NCBI's taxonomy places the organism in Eukaryota, Metazoa, Chordata, Actinopteri, Salmoniformes, Salmonidae. The record is from RefSeq and is a predicted model, not a curated record.